Fomitopsis serialis is the source of this 543-nucleotide messenger RNA. RefSeq lists its product as uncharacterized. The transcript is spliced from 3 exons. The coding region runs from base 1 to 543 and encodes 180 amino acids. NCBI's taxonomy places the organism in Eukaryota, Fungi, Basidiomycota, Agaricomycetes, Polyporales, Fomitopsidaceae. The record is from RefSeq and is a predicted model, not a curated record.
AUGGGUCUCUUAAGUCUUCUCUGCGGUCAUCGUAGGAACCGCUCCUCAGCGGACUACGGCCAGGGCGGCUACUACGGCGGUGGCCAGCAGAUGCAAGGCGGGUUCGGCGGCGGCGCACCGGGAGGGGGCGGGCAUCACGGUGGCGGCGGUGGCUUUGGCGGGCACCACGGAGGAGGUGGUGGCUUUGGCGGGCCUCAUGGCGGCGGGGGUGGCUUUGGCGGACCACCAGGAGGCGGAAUGGGAGGGGUCCAUUUGCUAGGGGGGUUUGGAGGAGGCUCUGGCGGACACCAUGCGGUAUGGGUGGCGGACACCACAGUGGUAUGGGUGGCGGUCAUCACGGUGGUAUGGGGGGUGGUCACCACGGCGGCAUGGGUGGCGGUCACCACGGCGGUCGGGGAGGUUAUUAGAUGCACCCGCUCCAAACAGUGCGAUGUAUCAUGCAUUUCGGGCAGCGAAGGCUUUCAGUCUUCCACUUGUGUAGCCCUAUUUCGGGCGUAUAUGAUCACGCUAAGUAGUCGCAGCGAAAACACCGGCCUUACAUAG